Vombatus ursinus (common wombat) is the source of this 1040-nucleotide messenger RNA. It is a transcript of the gene POP5, whose product is annotated as POP5 homolog, ribonuclease P/MRP subunit. The coding region runs from base 32 to 538 and encodes 168 amino acids. Gene Ontology annotation, biological process: tRNA 5'-leader removal. Gene Ontology annotation, molecular function: ribonuclease P RNA binding. The transcript is spliced from 5 exons. The record is from RefSeq and is a predicted model, not a curated record. Gene Ontology annotation, cellular component: ribonuclease P complex. NCBI's taxonomy places the organism in Eukaryota, Metazoa, Chordata, Mammalia, Diprotodontia, Vombatidae.
UUCCGGUCCGGCCCGCGGCGUUGCUGUGGAGAUGGUGCGGUUCAAACACCGGUACCUGCUGUGCGAGCUGGUGUCGGAGGACCCCCGCUGCCGCGCCUGCCUGGAGGAGCGGGUCCUGUUCGGCCUCGUGCGGGACGCCAUCGCCCGGGUGCACGGAGCCUUCGGCGCGGCCGCCUGCGCCGUGGCCUUCACAGUGAAAUACCUCAAUGCUUAUACUGGGGUAGUGCUACUUCGAUGUCGGAAAGAAUUCUACCAGCUCCUGUGGUCAGCUCUGCCCUUUAUUACUUAUUUAGAGAACAAGGGACAGCGCUAUGCCUGCUUCUUCAACACACUGCACGUGGGAGGGACCAUCAGAACCUGUCAGAAAUUCUUGAUUCAGUACAACAGGCGACAGCUUCUGAUCUUACUGCACAACUGCCCUGAUGGAGAGGAACGGGAGUCUAUCAAAAAGUCGGUCAUGAGCUGUUCAUUAGAAGAACCGCAGGAAGACCAGCUUUCAGGAGGUGGAAGUGAAGAGGAUGCCACAGAGAUGGAAUGAGGAUCUGCGGGGAAGCUAAACCCUCGCACAAAUGCAGUUAUGUUGCUACUCAUCACCUCUAUCCCGUCUCCUAAGGCAGGCAGCGGAGCCUCUCUGUUCUCUGCCUCAGAAGAGAUCCGGGAGCAAAAUCCCUGUGGUCGAGAACCAUGACCUUACGAAGCAAGAACUGUUUUAAACCACAUUUCCUGCUGCUUAUCCCUUUUCAAUAUAAUUUUUGUUGCCAUGAACAAAUGCCCUCUCCUUCCCUGUAAGGGUUCCUCAGUUUUCAUUGAAGCCACAAGCAGAAUGUUCCAAUAAAUUUGGCCCCAUUGGAAUCUGGGCAAAGGACUCCCUUCCCCCACCUACUGCCAAAACAGACCAGUUAUUCACACUAGCCCUCCCGAGCGAAGUCAUUCUUCCCCUGCUCUUAGGUAAGAGCAAGGCAUUUGUUUCAACUUUCAUGCUCAAUGUAAUUUUUAUUAAACUACCAGUUGGUUUUCCUGGUUGGUCUUGGAACUUGAAA